Messenger RNA from Oldenlandia corymbosa var. corymbosa, 828 nucleotides. NCBI's taxonomy places the organism in Eukaryota, Viridiplantae, Streptophyta, Magnoliopsida, Gentianales, Rubiaceae. The record is from the annotation of a GenBank genome assembly.
AUGGCCAACCAGAAGCAACCUCAUUUUGUAUUGAUUCCUUUCAUGGCUCAAGGCCAUAUGAUACCUUCGGUAGACUUAGGCAGGAUGUUGGCACGGCGGGGAGUUAUCAUCACCAUUUUCACCACCCCUGUUAAUGCUAAAAGAUUUGAUUCAGUUCUUGCUCAAGCGGUGGGUACCGGAUUGCCAAUCCAUGUCAUUCAAAUUGAUUUUCCAGCGGCAGAGAAUGGCCUACCAGAAGGGUGCGAGUGUUUUGACAUGCUAACUUCUGUAGAAUCUACUCUGAAGUUCUUUGCAGCUUGUAAAAUGCUACAACCUUCAGUGGAACAAAAGCUCAAAGAGCUGAAACCCUCCCCAAGCUGCAUUCUUGCUGACAUGAACCAUACCUGGGCAAAUCAGGUUGCUGAAAAGUUUGGUAUUCCUCGGCUUAUUUUCCAAGGGUUUUGCUGCCUAACCCUCCUUUGUAAACAUAAUUUGUCAAAAUUCAAGGAGCUGGAUGAUAUCAUUUCUGAUUCAGAGUACUUCACGGUACCUGAUAUGCCUCAUCAAAUCGAGCUGACUAAAGCUCAGACUGCAGGCUUGGAUAGACCAUUGGUACCUCAAUGGAAAGAUCUUCACAAGGAAAUAGAAGAAGCAGAAAAUGGAUCAUUGGGAGUUGUUGUCAAUACCUUUGAGGAGCUAGAGCCGGAUUUCAUAGCGUGGUACAGAAAGGCGACAGGUGAACAGAAUGUCCACCAUAUACGUAGGUGUGGUGCUUGUGCGGCAAAAGAGAUGGUAACGCUGCCUUCUUUUUAUGUGUCUGUCAAGAAGGAUGAUUGGGGGAAGGGGUGA